Messenger RNA from Zymoseptoria tritici IPO323, 603 nucleotides. RefSeq lists its product as uncharacterized. NCBI's taxonomy places the organism in Eukaryota, Fungi, Ascomycota, Dothideomycetes, Mycosphaerellales, Mycosphaerellaceae. The transcript has a single exon. The coding region runs from base 1 to 603 and encodes 200 amino acids. The record is from RefSeq and is a predicted model, not a curated record.
AUGUCCGAUUCCGAGCAGACCACGGCCCAGCUGCUCCGCGAAGCCGCAGAGCAGAUCCGCACGCUCCAAGCGCACAUUGAGCACAUCGAAUCUGAUGGUUCCGCUGACCUCGCGAAGCUGAGCCUUAUGAUCCAAGGCGAGCAAUCUGCCUUCGGCUACAUGGUUCGCGCCUUCAACAUCGCCGUCACUGCUACAACGGAGACAAACAGCAUCAUUUUCGGAGAGUUGAUGCGCGCGCUUGGCAAAGCCACUCGAGGCAGUCAGAUGCACGAAUUGAUCGGCGCGGUCAUUGCGUCACCCCGUAUGCCUUUCAAAGCUGUCGUUGAGGGGACUUCUGUCGGGCUGUCAGAUACGGACUCUGGGCAGGCGGUGAUCGUUGACGGGUUGCCGGUAGACCUCGACGCUCUGACCGCGAAUCUCAACCAGAACAACAAGGAAAUGGCGGGGGAGGCGCUGGAGGCCGAUACCCUGGGUCAGCAGACCAAGGAAGCUGAGAAGAAGGAAGUGGACUCUCUGGUGGAGGCUCUGGCAGUUCGUGCUAAUAGCUUGGACGACACCGAGAAGCAAGCAGGAGCGGCCACGGAAGAUCUUCAGGGGAAGUGA